Messenger RNA from Marmota monax (woodchuck), 13238 nucleotides. RefSeq names its product receptor transporter protein 5 (putative) (gene Rtp5). The transcript has 7 exons. Gene Ontology annotation, biological process: protein insertion into membrane; protein targeting to membrane; detection of chemical stimulus involved in sensory perception of bitter taste. Lineage: Eukaryota; Metazoa; Chordata; Mammalia; Rodentia; Sciuridae. Gene Ontology annotation, molecular function: olfactory receptor binding. The record is from RefSeq and is a predicted model, not a curated record. Bases 48 to 1700 code for a protein of 550 amino acids.
UGGGGUCCAGUGGCAUUGUCAGCUGGCACUGCGGAGCCAGCAGCAGCAUGGACAAGGCUGGGGCAGAUGUGUGGGCGGACACCUUCACCCAGCUGAUGGCCCAGAAGAAGCCCCAGGACCUCUGGGUUCUGCACCCUGAGGAGAGCCUGGUCGCUGGGGACCUGGAGGGUGGCGGUCUCCAGUUCCAGCUGAAAGGGCUUUCAAGGCUCCAGUGCAGCCGCUGCCUGUGGACCUGGGGCUCUGCCCACGUGCACACCCUCUUCCACCUGUGCUGGGACGGGGACAGUGGCCAGGGGCUGGUGAGGAUGCGUGUGUGGGGCCAGCGGUGCAGGCUGUGCCCCUUGGACACCCUGGCAGAGUGCCAGGUGAGCCCUGCCAGUGUCCACAUCUUCCUCAGCAAGCUGGUCUUGUUCAUCCUAUGGAAAUGCUAUGGGGACAGCAGCGACCCAGGGCAGUGCCCUGAGAUCGGCCUCGGGGACUGCUGUGAGGCUUGUGAUCUAGGGCUCUGUUUCCUGCAGCCAGUGCCCGACCCUGCCAAGGGGCCUGUGGUCAAGAGCAUCAGUGCCAGGAAGGGCAGGCACGCUGUGAAGGGCUGUGGCUCUGCCACAGAGGCCAGUGGUCAGCAGCUGUUCAUCCACAGCGAUGGCCCCACACCUGCCACCGUCCCCCUUCUGGUUGUUGACUUCAGUGAGGACCUGUCUCCCGAGAGUGAUGGCUUCCUCAGUGGGGGUGAGGGCACUAUAACCAUCUCUUUCUCCCUUGGAGGUGGCCACUGGAAGGGCUCCCUUCCAACAGCUGGUGGCCACCAGCCACCCAUAAUUGGCCAGGGCUCCAUCUGCCUCUCUGGAAGCUCUGUGGCCGGGUCUGAGCACAAAGGCACCCCUGUGAACCUCAGUGCCCCCAUCUUCCACCGCCGAGGGCUGCCGGGCAGUAUCCAGAGGGCCUUUGCAUUGAGAGGCUUCCUCUUCAAGGGCCAGGGCUUUGUCCUGAUCCCCAGUAGCAGGGCCUUCAGCCAUGGCCCUGUCACUCCUGGGAGAGACCCACCCCUAGUGUCCUAUAUCAUUGGCCUCAUGGCUAAUGGGGAGGGCUCCAUCACUUUCCCCUUGUCCUUGGCCAGUGUCAUCAGAGGCCAGGACAUGGUCACUGACUUCACCCAGGGCAAAGGGCAGGAAGGCAGGCAGAGCUCUGUCACUCACGGGGAAAACCACAUUGAGGACCCCACUGUCAGCGCAGAGGGCUCUGUCACCUUCCCCUUCAUUGUUACUGGUGAUACCAGCGAUGAAGACCCUCUUAUUAACAUGGUUGAGGCUGAAGAAGAGCAACAGGGCCAGGACCUGGUCACUGCUGGCCACACCCUACUUCUGGAGAGUGGAGCAGCUGGUUCUGUCCCCAUCAGCCAGGGCUCCCUCACCAUCCCCUUCUCAGUCUUUGGUAUCAUAAAGCACAAGGGCCCCAGCUAUAUGGUCAGCGGUCUCCAAAGCAAUGGCUUGGUCACCUACAGCUACUAUCAGAAGAGACGGCUGAGGUCCAGGCCUGUCAAGUCCAGGUGUGGCACCCACCAGGAGGAGGACUUCUGCUCCCACAGGUGCCCUCGAAGGCAGCGCACUAAGCCCUCGGAGGACUUCUGGAUCUGCAUCUCCUUGACCAUCUGCAUCUUGUGGCUUCUGUGCAUGUACAGGCUGAACCUCGGAGGCCUCUAAGCCGGACCGCUCCCUCUGGCGUCUAUGUGGCUGCGCUAGCAGGCAUGGCUGGCUACCCUCCUCUGAGACCACCCGGCUGCCAGCCAGUGCCCACUGAUCUCCCCCAUCUGUUCUCUUUUUUGACUCCAGUGCUGGUUUAGGGUGUCUAUUGUGAGUGAUCUGACCUGUGCUUGUUUGUUCCGGAGUUUAUUUGUGUCAAACUCCAAUAAAACGAAAGGAAAAAAAACCCCAAAACAAAAAACGGUCACUCUGCUCCCCCAAUAGGACUGAGGGGUAAGCAGGUGGAUUCCCGUGCCUGGGGAGGGGCUCUCCUCCAUCUCUCCCUCCUCCCUUUAGGGACCUCCUGCACUGCACCCCACCUUGCUUCCUUUUUCCGGAGGCCCCGCGAGCUCCUGACUGUGUGCAUAUUUUGCAUUGGGACAGGAACCUGGGAAGAGGUGUGGGGAGUGGCCACGCAGGAGGGUCAUGCCCGCACCUUCAGAUGACGUCAGCGGGGGCACACCUCCUGAAACCCAGUUCCCUUCCCCGCACUGCGGGCCCUGGUCCCUGGUCCGGUGCGCGGACUUGCAGCAGGCUCGGCUCCCGUCCCCAGCUGUGCAGCCGGGCUGACGACCGACCCGGAGCCUCCCCUCUGAGACCCCCACCCAACCAGCGCACCCUCUGCCCCGUCCUUUCUCCCUGCAGUCCUUCGGGACGACCCCGCAGGGCCGGGUAAUGAGGCCCGCACACCCCUCCGCGCAACCUGUCCCCAAAGGGCUAUCAUCUGGGCAGGGCAGGGACUCCAGCCUGUGAUCCCUCCGCAUGGCCCAGGAUCGGGCCCACCUUGCCUGCGGGGGGCUCCAGGACAGAUGAGGGGAGGGCGCUGCCGGCGCACACCGGGGCCACAAGCUCUAGUCCCACCCCGCGGCCGCCAAGUCCCCCGAACCCGACCAGCCCGGACCCGGGACCUGUCGCGGGCCUCUUGGGAGGACCUCCUCCAGUUCUGGGCAGCGGGACUGAAGCUGGCCCCCGCCUGGGCACUUGGCGAGGAAGCUGGAUGACCCUCUGCAGCACAGCCAGGCUCAGAUGCCCUUUGUGGAAGUGUUCCAUACAAAAUGUGUUCGCUGCUUUUCUCUUAGUUGAAAAUCCAGAGGACAGCUUACUCACUGCUGUUGCAGAAUUUGUCUGCAUGCUAGCCCAGUCCCCAUCUGCAAGAGUGGCCUGAAAUUGCCUUCUGAAAAGUUCCAUGGGGGCCCUCCUGAGAAGGGUGGGGAGGGAGUCUGAGACAAGGCAGAUGGCCAUGGAUAUGUCCUUCUGGUGGGGUCUGGAGUGGCCUGCUCUGCUGCCACCUUGCAUGAAGGUAAGGAAGGGAGUCUGCGACAGGUAGGAGCAACUGGAAUAAGGGGUGAUUUUUCACAGCUGCCUCCAGCUCUGCAUUUCUGCUAUGCAGCAGCAUGGGGAGCAUCUGCUGGCUACUGUCCCUCCCAGCAUAUGUCCAGCGGCAGCAGCAGCAACAUUGACUGCAGGCCUCUUGGCCAGGCAGGGCUGUGAGUGGCUGUUCUGCAGGGGAGGUGAAGGAUGGAGUCCUCUGGUUCUCCAGUGGAUGGUACACGGGAAGGGAAGGGAGUAAGGGAGGGGAGUGCGUCAGUCUGAACUGAGGUUGCAGGACAGACCCACAGGGUGCCAGGUAGCUCAAUGACUUGUAUCCCAUAGGCCCAGGGUUGUGGGUGCCAGGAAUUCUGAUCCCUGGUUACAGGGGUCGGGGAAGAGAUCCAGACCUGUCCCAAGCAGGCUGUCUCUCUCCACUGCACACCUGCAGCAGGUGGGCGCAGGUGCCUUCUUCUGCUCUCCCAACACUCAGGUCUGGCCUUGGGCAGAUGCACAAUCUAGGAGGGCUGCUUCUACCUCCAGAGGCAGCAUCUAGGGAGCCCCACGUGGAGGGUGCCUGCCACCUCUGGGUUCACCUGAGGCCCAGGGACAGCUAGGCACUCACCCUUUGGUCCACCCUCCCAAUGUCCUGCUUGUCCCUCCAUCCCUCUGUCCUCCACAGCUGGGAACCACUCACUGGGUAACACUGGAGGCAAAGGUGGCCCAGCCCAGAAAGCCUUUUCUAUUUUUCUUUAAGCUGCAUCUGAAGCGGUUACUCUGUGAGGGCUAACACUGGGUGACAAACAGCCCUCACCCUCGGGGCCUCCACACUGUGCUGGGGAUCUAGCAGGGUGUGUGGGGAGGUCUGGUGAUGUUUUCCUCUGCAUGUCCUUGACAGCUAGGGAGUCAAAGACCCUUUCAGGGCCCACUGGCCACUGUUCAGCCUCCUCCCCUCAGACCUUGUUAGCUGCAUCUCACACAUUUUGGCUGACAUUUUGAUUACUGUUUGGCAUGUUUUCUGAUUUCCUUGUGAUUUCUUCUUUGACCCAUGAUGCCUAUCUAGCAUCAUCUUGUUGAUCUGGAGAUUCUGUGAAUGACCUGUCGUUAAUUCCACUUUGCCCAGGGAAUGAGUGCAGCAUCUCGCUCCCGAAAUGGAGAUGUGCUCUUCUGGCCUGACACAGGCUGUGUCCUGCCUGAUGCAUGUUCCUCAUGCACUUAAGAUCUGCAUUCUCUGAAGCUGGAGGAAGUGCUUUCCAGAUCUUCUGACUUGCUGAGUCUCAUGUGCUUGUCUAGCCAGUAACCGAGAGGUGGUGACCACCGACUGUGACUGAGUCUAGUUUUCAUUUCUGUUCAGUUCUAUUUUUACUUCAUACAUUUUGCAGCUGUUAUGAGAUUCUUCAGUACUGAGAGUUCUGUGUUUUCCUGACAAGCUGGCCCUUUGCCACGGUGGAAGGGCCUCUCUGUCUCUGGGAAUGUGCCCUGGCUGGAUGUCAGUGCUCCUCCGCUGGUGCCUGUGCGGCCUCCCUGGCUUACACAGCCCUGGUGCGCGGCCUUCUGAGUGAGAUCCUGGAGAUGCAGGCAGCUGGCUUUUCCUGCCUUUUGUUUGAGAUGUGUCUACUUCCAUUUCACGUAGUUAUGGACACAGUUCACUUUGAACCCUGAUUUGUCUUUAUUUGUCUUGGUUCUUUGUUCCUGUGUUCCUCCAUCCCUGCCUUUUCUGGGUCAGCUGACUGUUUUUUAGACUGUUGAGCAUUGCUGAUCUUGAAAUCUGAAUUCCGAAGCCUUCUAGUGCUGAUGUGACACCAAGUGGAAGAGGCCACCACGCGGAUCUGUUUCCUGCACAAGACGACUACCAAUGUGGAGCAAGGUCACCUGAGCCCAUAAAGUAUAUGAAACACAAAGCCAUCUUGUUUUGACUUGGAUCCCAACCACAAGACCUCUCAUCAUGUGUGUGAAGAUUCCAAAAUCUGAAAAAGCUUUCAGUCCACACUAUUUCUGGUCCUAAUCACCGUGUACCUCAUUUACUCCUCUAUUGGCCUUUUACUUAAACUUCUUGGUGUUACCCUUCUGGGAAGUUUUUCUAGGGCUACACAUGCAUCUGGAUCCACGACUUUGUAGAAGAUGUGGGGACUUUCCACAGGACACUUGCACUGCCCCCUUUGCUGUUGCCCUCUGACUCCCCAGAGCCUGUGAACUCCACUUUUACUUAAACACUCCCCUUGCCUUUUACAGAAGCCAGGGGUUGCCUUGGGUCCUUAAGCUGGGACGUCGCCAGUGUACAUGUUUUCUUGGUGACAAGGCCAGGGAAGCCAGCAGAAGAGGCAGGCUGGGGGUGGCCCCUCCCCUGCAGCGGGAGCCAGGGCGCCUCGCCCUGCUUCCCUAGGCUUCCUUGGCUCCUUCACCAUAUUUCUCUUCUUUGGGUUGGAAACUUCCUGUCCAUCUGCCGUGUUCGCUAGCCAUUUCCUCUCGCUCCUAGGCAUUGUGCCCUUAGGUUCCAGAAGUCCACGGGGUUCCUCCAGUUUCCAUUUUGGGUCCUAUGCGCUGGGAGGUCCCUCGGAACCCAGGACCUGAAUGGCCGGCUUCCGUGGGCGUGGCCCUUGUGUGGGCGUGGCCAGACGCUUGGAACUGGAGGCUGCUAGGCAAGUCCUUGUAGCUCUACAAGGCUGCCAGGUUUUGUUUGGGACUAAAACACCCAGGGCUCACUUCAGGGGAGCUGGGCUGCGUAAAAUAACCACACAAGAGACACAAAUACCUUUUUCUUUGGGGUUGCUGUGAUGGCUCCUCUGACCUUAAGGGUCUGCAGAGAGAGAGAGAGAGAGAGAGAGCACCCACACAUGCUGACCCCUUUUAUUGAGGAGAUGCUAUUCAAAUUAGGCAAGGGGUCAGGUUUCAGGGGGCUGAGUCUAUCUUCAUGAUGUCCACUGUCAGCAGGUUGACUGACAUUUAGGUAGGCCACACUCAAGGGCACAGUAAGAUAAAGGGACACACAAAAGGCACUUCCAUGGAACAUUCUAUCCCAAACACGGGCAAGGGGUAAUAUUACAAAGGAACAGGUGAGCAUAGCUCCACCCAUGGGGCGGUAAGAAGGCACACCCAUGUACAAGACACUGGUCCCUCAAACCCAAGAAGGACGGGGCAUCUAGAGGUGUGCUGCUGCCUGAGGCCUCAAUCACCCAGCCGGGGAGUGACUCAGUCCCAUGCAAGGUGGGUCCCCACACAAGGCCUUACCUGGACCUGCAGGGCACAUGGGGGUUGCUUCCUCGGGCGUGGCUUUCAGGGCAGUCUCUGCUGCUGCUUUGCAGGCUCGCUACUGUCCUAAGAACCAGCAUCUUGGCAGACGCUUGUGAUGCUCUCCCGCCCCUUGGGGUGCCGUAUGCAGGAGCAGCAGAAAGCUGGGAUGUGGCUCACAGGCCCCGUCAUCACCAGUGGCCAAGAACCACUGCCCCUGCAUCUGAGCUCCUCUCCCCCACUGCCCCCAUUUGGCAGCCAGCCGAGUGGACGUGCUUGCUCCCAGGCUGUGAUGGUAAAAGCCGGCAGCUUGCUAGUGCCCUGACAGCAGAAAAAUGGCCAUGAGUAUACACGUGGAAAUGCUGUAGACCAAGCACACGUGGCUUCUGCGCAGAGGCACAGAGUAAUCCAGCUUCCGCCAUCGGGGUGGGCAUGCGGCUCAGGCCCCCACAUUACUGCUGAUUCAAGAGCCGCUGGGAGAGGAAUGCACACUGCUUCUCUGUGUUCUUCCCACAGUGCAUUCAGCAUAUCCCUUUGUGUGGCUUUCCCAGCCAGCUCUGCUCCUGGGCAAUGAUUCUGAGCAUGUCCUUCAUAGCUGCAUCCUAAGCAGUACAGACCUAAUGAUCAAGCAGAUGAGGGUUGGUGAUUUAGCAUGUUCCAACUGCAGGCGCAAGCUGUUGGGGUGUGUGGAGGAAGGGCUGGUCUUCGAUGAAUAGACCUUCAGAGAGGCUGGGCAGAGUACCCUCUAUAUGGUCAAGAGCAAUCUCCAUGCCAGGACUUCUCCAGCAUUCCCUGGGGGUCUUGGCUUUGGGUCGCCUAUGUCCUGCUGUACAUAUGACGUGCUUGACCUCUUGUCCCAUAGAUCUGGCUGCUCCAAGAAGGGUGUAGUAUCCUCCCCUCCCAGGGGUGUCCUCAUGUAAAGCUCAUGACAGGUCCCGAAUUGGAGGCCAAGCCCUGUUGACUCAGAGUUGGCCUGAGGAAGGAGGAGGACGGAGCUCUGUUGUCUGCUCUUCACAGGGCAGUGCCACAGAAUCCCCUGCCACCAGUCUGGCUUGAGAAACUCCAAAGUCCUCCCUAAAUAUUCACCCCUCAGCCCCCUGUGCAGUGCGUCUAGUGUUCUCAGUGCUGUGGGACCUCAAGAUCUCCACCUAACUUGGUUCCAGUUCUUGUUUUUCAUAUGGACCCUGUAGGCCUGGUCACCUCCCUCAUGUUCCUUUGCCAGCCAGGGGGUUGGUGUGGCUCCAUUCUCUGCUAUGGAGGCUGGAGUGCAAGCUGGGGAAGAAGAGAGGCGUGGGGAUAUGGCUGCAUCCCCUACCCCACCACAGGUGCCCCUGCUUCUUCAGUGCCCCCACUAACCCGCUGUGCCCUCCUGUGCAAGUUCAGCCUCAGCACCCCCUCCUCAGAGCACCUUGCCCUCCCUCUGCUUCCUGACUCUUCCAGCUCUCUUCCUGAAAUCUCGAGCGCAUCCCGGGGCCGCACACCUGGGUGACUCUCAAUAAUGGCUAUUCUUACUUCCCUGGAGACCAGAAGCCUACUCUCGGGGUGCUGGUAGGGCUAGCUCCUUCCAGGUCCAAGGAGAACCUGCCCAGGCUCUGCUCCCUAAGGAGGUGCCACUAGUGGGGACACCAGUGAUUGGCAGGUAGACUUGCCUCUUGAAGUCUGCCCUGCCUACGGCCCUUAUCAUCACCUGUCAUUGCAUCUAGGGUCCAACCCAAUCCAGAACACUGUCUUCUUGAGAACUGUCAUUACAUCACAAAGGCCCUCACUCCAAAUAAGGCCAUGUUCAUGGGCUCCCCAUGGACACAGCCUCUCUUCUGGGGACCACCAUUUAACCUUCUGGGUGCUCAUGAUAGAUGGCCUAGCUUUAGAGAGCUAUGGGGGACCCCUGGCUCUGCUCCCCAGGGGAGGGGCUUCUGCUCUGGGCUGUGUGGCUGCUGGGCUGGAGGCUGGCCCUGCUGUGCCCUUCCAGGUCCUGUUGGCUCAGGCAGGCCACUUCCUCACUGCCCCUCACUGGCCUUGUCUCACAUCCGUGUCCUUCAUUCUGGGCAAAUGGCAGCAUGUUCUGGGUGGCCUGGUGUGUGGGCCAUCCUGUCUGGGCCUGCUCCCCUGGGUGUGGGCCCUCUGUUUCCAGAGGUCUCUCUGGGGGUGAGUGGGAGCAGGGAAGUGGACCCCUGGUGCACAUGUGUCUUGCAGCACCUCAGGCUGUCUGCCAGAUACCACUUUUGGACUGUGCUGUGGUAUUUUCUAGAACUGGGAGUGCUCUGAGCCCUGGCACAUGUUGGGCAAGGGACUAUGGUGCCCCUUUCUUCUCAAAAAGGUGGAUGCUGAGGUCCAGAGUGGAGGAUGUGGCCAGCCCCAGGGCAGUUGCCCUUGAGAGUCUGUCCUCUCAUCCCCACCUGGUCCAGUGCAGGAUUCUAGGUUAUAUUUAAAUACCAACGGUAUUGAAUUUGGCAAAGUUUAGUGGAAGUUACGGAAAUCCUCUGAAAGAUUUAUCAGAAGGAAAUCAGGAGCAGGCUACCGUGGUCCUGUGGUUCAAAACUAAACAGGAGGCAUGAAAAGUGAUGUCUAGUUUAGAAAAGCAUGAGCAGGACUGGGUGGGGGGUAGUGGGGGCCCCUGUAGUCCUGCGUAACCACCAGUGUCCUCUGCUGUGUGUGGCAGCUUGGAGCCAGUGCCCUGAGGGAGAACUGGGGCAAGAACAUAGUGACCAAUGAGCGAGGGGCAAGAAUGCCACAAAACAGAGGGGAGAGCCCUGUCUCCUCCAAGCUCUGUCCCAGUCCCCAUAGGAGUUCCCACCCAGCAGUGCCCGGGGGACCCCACUCGUCUCCUCCCUCCUUCUUGCCUCUGCUGGUCCUGAAAGCUUCAGCUACUAUGAGCAGCUUCCUCAGACAGAGACGUCCUCUCUGGUCUUUCUGUCCUCACCAGUGUUACUGCUGUUUACCGGUGACGAGUUCUUGCUUCCCCAAUGCUGAAGAUAACACCAGAGAAGCAAGCCGAGGCAAGGUCAGAGUGGAAAGUAAAGCUUUAUUAAAGGGCAGCAGAAAAUUUUUCUCCCCGGAGGAAGAAGGGGACCAAGAGGUGGAAUCCGUGGAAGGGGGAGGUCUUCCCUUUUUUUAUAGCUAAGGUCUUCUUUCAGCUUCCUGCAUUCCUGUCACACUCCUGUCCUUUGUUCUGUCAUCUUGCAGUGAUGGAAUGUAGGUGGGAAGGAGUAAUCUGGGCAGGGAGGGCUUUUGGGUUGCAUCUCCCUGUUUGCUGGGAGCUGCUUCAUUAACAUUUCCUUGGGAUAGGCUCUGGGCCUUGGGGACUUUUUCAACUCCCCCUUUCCUGGACUCCAUUCUCAACAUGGCCUUCAUUCCUGAUUUUACUCCAUAUUAGACCCGAUUUACCUAACUACACUAGCUCCCUAUCUGUAAGUCUGGCUUCACCAUCUCCGAGACCAGGACUGCCUUUCUCUGUGCCUUGCUGCCCUCCUGUUAUCACUGGAUAAGGUCCACAAAAGUUCAGAGGGAGAAGGAGACCUUGACUUGACCCUGAUAGUCCUGGCUUUCACCACAGAAGGAAACAUCAGGACCUGUCAGAGAGGCACAAACAGCAGGACCAAGCAGGACAUGUGCAGAGGGAGACCUGCAGGCCCCCCAGAGGGAGGUGUGCUUUUGGGGCCCAGGUCAUGAGAAGUGCUGGGGAGACAUUGGCUGGGGAGUUUCACUCUGCUAAUCACAGGAGUCAUGUGGGGUCAUGGUGGUCUGGCUCUUUCAGGGUCUCUAGGUCAGGGUCACCCAGUCCUCGUAAUCCUUGUUGUCCAACACUGCCUGUGUUUGGAGCACAGCCCAUCCCAGUCUCUAAGGACACCUGCCUCUGCUCUGUCAUCUAACGGAGACUCCAGGUGAGCUGCAUUGCUCAGGGUUGGCCACCGAGCUUGUUUGCUCCUGGCCUCUGGGUGUUAUGCUCGAAUUUGGGACCCCCAAAAGACCACCAGAGACCAAGAUCGAUGUAAGCAGCAAAGAGGUGUUUAUUGCAAGCUAGCUCGGUCCUCCAUUCGCACACAGCAACUGGUGACUCUGAGAGGCCCCGAGCCCAGGGUUUGCAGCAGUUUUAUACAUUCUUUGGGGGAAGGCAGGGACCCCCACAUACAUCAUAGCAUCUCUUAGCAAAUCAUCACACACCACAGGAAAAUCAAAUAACAACUCUAAAACAUGAUUAGUGUAUCAAGUGGCGGGAAAGAAUCUGGAAAGGAUUAUUGGUUAGUUCAAGGGGUUGACGCACUUAAAAAUGAUUGGUUUAAACCAUGAGGGUGUCACAAGGGGGGUAGUGCCAAGCUGCAGGGCUUCUAGUUUAGAUAUUGGUCACCACACCUAGGUGGGGCCAUCUGGAAUUUCAGAUAUUUCGAUAUCUUGCUUGUCUUAGGUGAUCACCAUCUGCGGCUUUCCCGAGAACUCUUUCCACAGAGCUUUUCUGUGGUAUUUUCCUGACUUUAGGACUGCAGUAAGUCAGGGGUUAAGUUUCAGAGCAAAAUGAGGACCCAAGUAGAAUGAGGAUGCUUAGGUCUUUCACGGGCUCUCAGGAGCUCAGCCCUGGAGGGGAUGAGCUGGGAACAGACGUAGUGUUCGAGGGGCUUGUGGGUCCGAAGCCAUGGUUCCCUUCCCUUCCUGGGUCUCCUGCUUGCCUGUCACACAGGUGGUAGGAGGAGGAAUGGAAAUGUCACCCAGCUCAUAUCUGGAGCCUUCAGAACACCCUUCUCACCUGUGGUGAAUCACACAGGCCAGGAGGAAGGAGACUCUGGGCUUGGCCCUGCCCCACACUUGGCCUAGGGUUUCUCUCUCUUCACUCCCUCCCUGAGGUGUCCCGUCCACCCCCUGCCUCUGGUCUCCUUCACUGAUCUCUCUUCUUCAUGAGCAGCCAGGGCACCUGCUGGGCUUCCCAAGGACUUUCAGCAGGAGGAUGCGAGGAACCAUCUAGUGCUCCUGGGAUUUGGACUUCUGCCAUCAAGGCAAAGGUGUUUGUGCAAUCAGAGAGGAACAUGACCAUGAGGGACAGUCAGGGUGUGGCUGUUCUGGAAGAUUCCCACAGCCUAAUAACAAGGACUGCUGCAAGAGUCUGUCUUCACCAGGAGAAGUCCAGCCUGACUCCGGAGUUGGUGCCAGCAGCAGUGGUGCUCGGAGUACUUCAGGUGGCAGCUGGCUCUGCAGGGUCUAUGACUUCCACUGUGAGCUGACUUUGGGGCUAUCAUCUGCCUCAUUUCCUCAUGUGCCUGUCAAGAUGGCUGCGGAGACCUGGGAUCCUGAUCUUGGACUUCCCCACGGUCCUCCCCAUUGGUUUCACCAGGUUUCUCUCCUCUCACCUGGCUUGUCAAGUACCUGAGUCUGGAGCCGGAUUCCACACCCACCUUUCUGGACAUCCAUGCUUGUCCAUCUGGGACAUCAUGGUCAGUUCUACAAACACCCACUGGAGACAGCAUGGCCUGCCCGGAUCUCACGUGGAACAGAGGGUACUUGGUUAUUGGUGCUGACAUUUUUCUCCAGACAGAUAUUCUCAGAAGAAACAAAGACUCUGAGACUCCAUGACUCCGCGACUCCACGACUCUGCAGCCACAAUCUCCUCUACUCUGUUCCAUGGACCUCCUUGCUGGAUGAGAGAACCCACGCCGCUGGCACCUGAGCAAGGGUCUGAGGACAUUCGGCUUCCCUGCAGGCACUUCCACGGUGGUUCCAGACUAGUGCGGUCCUGAGCUCCCUACGCACCUCAUUUGUUUGGACUUGCAUUGGCUGAGCCCGUGCCUUCUAAUGUGUGUGUGAACCCUGUGUAGAGCUGCAGUCGCUGGGGCAUUCCACCACACUCGGAUUAACACUUCCAACAUGAUUGUGAGAGGGAGGAUCUUGAUUUCAUUGGAGAAAGAGGGUGCAUCCUUCCAUGGAUGCCGUGUGGAUCAGGAUGUUGCUGUUCCUGAAGCUGAUCUCUUGGAGAAGAGUCCCCUGGUAUGAGUUUUUUUCUCACAGAUGUUCCUGGGAAGAUCUGAGAGGGGUGACUGCGAUCCACGUGCUGACUGAGGAAUUUCUGACUGGAGAAGGCCAGAGAGCAUGAGGGACAAGGAUGGAUCUCUGGCUUUGGUUCUGCUGAAAGAGGAAGUUAUUGGUCAGGACAGAUGUAGACAAGCUGUCUGCGCAUCUUCUUUGCUGUGUGGCAAGGCCUGCAUCACUACUCAGUCUUUAUGUGCUAAGAACACAAGCUAUUUCCCCCCACAGUGUAUUUUUCUAGUACAUUUUUAUUUUAUUUUAUAUGCUCAGAAAUCCAAAAAGCCCAGGUCAAGGGCCUUUUCUCCAUGUCAGCCAGACUAGGGACCUUCCAGUAGCAUCAGAGGCAGCUUCUCUGCCUCUGAUGGAGCUGCAGUGACCACGCCCCACAUGCCAUGACUCUCUUGUAAGACGUGUCCGUCUUGCCCAGCCAUCCUCUGCCACACCCCACACCCUUGCAUAUAGAUUCCUGAACACAUUUCCUGAUAUUCUGUCUGCAGCUAUUUCAUUCUAUUGAGAAAUAACACUUGAUGAAUUAGGUAGAACUUUCUUCAGUGACUUUUCCUAGAGAGGAAAAGGAUCUGUUUAUUAGCUAGGAUCCUCUCAUCCUGGGGAUCUGCAACUGUGGGAGGCCAUAUAGAGGUGUAUCAGUCAGUCUGAAUUUCAGUCCGCCAAUCAAAAAGAAAGAUGUAGUUGAGGACUGUUAUAUGCCUGUCUCUCAAUGAGGAGCAGGGUUCCUGCUGGACAAGAGAAUGUGGCCCAGAACCCACUAACUAAGGGGCUGUGGCUUCUGCUGCGCAACAGCCAUGAACUGCUUCUCUCUGCAUGCUCCACCAAUCAUGAAGUGAAAAUAUGCCCCUCCCCAAGCCUCACAGCAAGCCUUCACUUUUUGACCUAUUUAAUUGUCUUAACCCAUUACAAAUACAACAGGAAUUUCUGUUUCAAAAUAGAUCCUAA